CUCGAGCGGGAUUUCCGCCUCGGCGUCGCGAUCCGCCAGCGCGUCGAACUUACGCGCCGAGUUGAAAUCCAUGGUGAACGACUUAGCGCUCGCACAGGAUGGUUUAGGCACGCCGCAGCGUCUGCUUAAAGCUCAAUCCAAAAUCGAACAGAUGUUGGCGAGGGUCAAGCGCGAUCGCGUUCGCGCCGGCGAGUUUUCCCAAUCCGCGUCGUAGCCUCGUCAGCACAACGCGACUCUGGAUGGCAUCCACCGACACGAAGGCGAUGAAAGAAACACCUCUCAGCGUGCUUAGCCGCACCAACUUGGCAAAGUAUCUCACUGAGAGACAUGCACUCGCGGGAAAGACGUGCGGUGACCAACCUGAAUCGCUUCGCGGCAAAUGUACGCUGGUUUUGUCUAGCGACUCUUCGUUUCAGGAAGCGUUGAGCAGUAUGAACCGGUUCCGCGUCUCUUCGAUGCCGUUAGUGCGGUACAAGUCUGGUGCGAGUCGAGAUGUCGGUGCAUACGACGCGCUGUGCUUUCUAUCGAACGGUGAUCUCGUGACGACGCUGAUCGAGGCGUGCGACAAAGCCGAAUUGAACGCGCGGGACGACGACGUUCUCGGUCUCAUGGGACGAAUGGCGACGAUCGGACUCGAGAUCGAAAGUCUGCCGCUGAAGCAAGCGAGAACGAAGUGGGAUGGGACUGUGAUAUGGAAGAGCGCUACGGCGACACAAUCUCUGGCCGAGUGUUUGGAGCGAUGCCUGUAUAUCUCGCCGAGCGAAAAGCCGGGUGAUGUUCGUUUGCGCGCGCUUCCGCAUCGCUUCGCCGUCAUGAAUUCAGACAACGCGAUUGAACACAUCGUUUCGCAAUCGGACAUCGUGAUGUACUUGCACACCAAUCGCGACAUUCUCACGCCACUGUUUACUGAAGCCACCGUGAAUGAGCUUGGGUUGGCGAGCACGCCGGGGAUCGCCUUCGUCGGCGCGUCGACACCGACGAUCGAGGCGUUUCGCGAAAUGGAGCGUCACCGCGUCGGGGCGGUGCCAAUCGUAGACGAAGCCACGCGGACGCUGAUUGGGACAUUGAGUGAGUCUGAUUUGACGCAUUUACGAGGAGGCGCUUCGUUUGCCGCGUUGGCUCUACCCGUCGCGGAGUUCCUUCUGCACGCGCACAAACUGUCGGUGUCCACGCCCGCGCAACAAUCGGGUGGGCUGUACAACCCAAACACCAGCGCGUUUGCCGCCGCGUUGAUGCGGCAUCGCGAGAGAUUGGUGGUCUCGUGCAGGCCAUCGGAUACACUCACGGACGUUUUGACGAAAAUGGACGUGAACGCGGUGCAUAGAGUGUGGGUCGUCGACGACGCCGGCGUGCCGACAGGCGUCAUCGCGCUCGCGGACGUCCUUGCAGUCAUUGCGCAAAUGGGAAUGUCCACCGAAGAGGUUGCAAAGCAGCGCGACAAAAUGGUGGUCGCGUGA
This is a messenger RNA of Ostreococcus lucimarinus CCE9901, 1457 nucleotides long. RefSeq lists its product with no specific name. The transcript has a single exon. Lineage: Eukaryota; Viridiplantae; Chlorophyta; Mamiellophyceae; Mamiellales; Bathycoccaceae. Bases 240 to 1457 code for a protein of 405 amino acids. The record is from RefSeq and is a predicted model, not a curated record.